UAACCUGAAUUAUUCAAUCAGGACGUCCUAAUUUUUAGACAAUAAUAAACAGAAUUUGGGCGAGACAAGUGUGACAUGAGACGGUCAAAUGUCGCACUCAAUAAGUAUUCCACGAAAACUGCCACUACUGCAGGUUGUUGACAAUGUGUUGCUGCCGGGCUCAUCUAUGCGGAUACCUGUCAGAAAUGCCAAAAACAUGAACAUGGUGAAGACCCAUCUGCUGAGCAGGAACACGUUGAGCAGUACAAUCAUUGGCGUGAUUCCUCGAGAGCCGUCUGAUGAUAGCCAGACAGAGGAGUUGUCUUCCCUUCAUUCCAUCGGCACUGCAGCUGUAGUCGUCCAGGUGACUGGAACCAACUGGCCGAAGCCUUCAUACACUCUGCUGGUCACUGGGCUGUGUCGCUUUAAACUUGAACAACUUCUGCAGGAGACACCGUAUCCCAUAGCAACAGUUACCCAGCUAGACAAGCUAGAGGAGGCAGACCAUGAUUAUGGUAACAAGCCCGAACUGGGCCAGCUUGCAGAAAACUUCCGUGAUCAGGCUGCAAAACUGGUCGACAUGCUGGACAUCUCUAUACCCAUAGUCUCCAAACUGAAGCGUAUGUUGGAGAGCGUUCCUAGUCAGCACUUGCCUGACAUCUGUGCAGCCCUGGUGAAGGCUUCGUUCACGGAGAAGAUACAAGUACUGGACGCUGUGGACCUUACAGAUCGCUUCCGCAAGACCUUGCCCUUGCUCAUGAGGCAGAUUGAGGGUUUAAAGCUCCUACAGAAGGCGAGGAAGGAUAAGGCGUUGGAGAUCAGGAUAUCUCAGCGCGAUAGGGGCACGCCUGUCAACAUGAACAGACUGUUCCGUGGAAAGAUGAAGACAGAUGUGGAGGACGAGGACAAUGAAGAUGUCGAUGAAAUGUCUGAUCUUGAGAGUAAAAUUAAGAGUGCUGAGAUGCCUGAGCACGCUCACAAGGCGGCCAUGAAGGAGCUUAAAAGACUCAAGAAGAUGCCUCAACACAUGCCAGAACAGGCCAUGCUCAGGAGUUACCUUGAGCUCAUGGUAGAGCUACCCUGGUCAAAGACUACCAAAGACUCACUGGACCUUGCACAGGCUCGUAAAGAUCUAGAUGUCGACCAUUUCGGGCUUGAGAAGCUGAAAAAGCGAGUGCUUGAGUAUUUGGCAGUACGCCAACUGCGUAAGACAUUGAAAGGGCCAAUAUUGUGCUUUGUGGGGCCGCCAGGAGUAGGGAAAACCAGCGUUGGGAAGUCUAUUGCUCAUACACUGGGGCGAGAGUUUCACAGGAUAUCACUGGGUGGUGUGUGUGACCAGUCAGACAUCAGGGGUCACAGGCGUACCUACAUCGGCUCCAUGCCAGGCAGGAUCAUCCAGGGACUGAAAACUGUGGGAACUAACAACCCAGUCUUUCUGCUUGACGAAGUGGACAAAUUGGGCAAGAGUAUCCAUGGCGACCCAGCAGCGGCCUUGCUAGAAGUCCUGGACCCAGAGCAGAAUAAUUCUUUCACUGAUCAUUACCUGAAUGUGCCAUUUGACCUGUCUCAGGUUAUGUUUAUUGCUACGGCCAACAGUAUGAGCAGUAUACCAGCAGCCUUGUUGGACCGCAUGGAGAUAAUACAAGUACCUGGAUACACCCAAGAAGAGAAAGUGAACAUCGCUGUGCAGCAUCUGUUGCCAAAACAGUUACGUGAACACGGCCUAACUGUGGAACAGUUACAGAUACCAGAAGAUAGCAUCAAAAGCAUCAUUUCCCGGUACACUCGCGAGGCAGGGGUGCGCUCACUGGAACGUAAAUUGGCAGCCAUUUGUAGAGCUGUGGCCGUCAGGGUUUUAGAGAGCAGUUCGCAAUCUGAAAGAGACAAGGUCGAUAAGAUUCAGACAUCGAAAAGGGAGUUGACCAACGACAAGCUUUUGGAUCACGUUUCUAACGAGGCCUCAGCUCUGGCCCAUCCACCAGACAUGCCCAUUGUGAUUGAUGAAGCUGCCAUUGAAGACAUCCUUGGGCAACCUGUGUAUGAGAGUGAGAUUGCCCAGCAUCUUGUUGACCCGGGUGUAGCUGUCGGUCUGGCAUGGACACCCAUGGGAGGGGAGAUCAUGUUUGUUGAGGCCUCCAGCAUGGCAGGGGAGGGAACUCUCACGCUGACCGGUCAGCUUGGGGACGUGAUGAAGGAGUCGGCUAAUCUUGCGCACAACUGGGUCAAGACCCAUGCCAGACAGUUCAAUCUUGAUGAAAAAGAACUCUUAAAGUCUGACCUUCACAUCCACUUUCCUGCCGGGGCAAUUGGCAAGGACGGACCAUCAGCUGGAGUAACCAUAGUAACUGUCCUGGUAUCACUGCUGACCCAUCAAUGUGUGCGCUCAGACACCGCUAUGACAGGGGAGAUAACACUGAGAGGAAUUGUACUGCCUGUGGGGGGUAUUAAGGAAAAGGUGCUAGCAGCCCACAGGGCAGGGCUGACCAGGGUCAUACUUCCUAAGAGGAAUGAAAAGGACCUGCAGGACAUACCUGCCAAUGUCAAGGCGGAUCUAACCUUUAAACUAGUUGACAAUUUGGAGGAUGUGCUGCGUGCAGCAUUUGAUAAGACCGUGUUGAUAUCAACACCUGUUGUUCCCAGCAGACUGUGAGAGUGAAAGGGUUUUAGUUGUUCCGCGUAGGGACACUUGGUGGGUGUGCAAUAAAAGUGAAGUAUUAAUUGGAAGAGCUGGACUGAAGGCAUGUGCGAAAAAAGUUGUCCCAGAUGAGCAUGUACACAAAACCAAUAGGGGAUGACACUUUUGGCUUUUAUGAAAUUUUUCAUGUAAGGAAAAUAUCUUCUUAAUAUAAUUUUAGUCUAUGCAGAAAGUUUUGUCCCAGAUUAGCCUGUGCAUACUACACAGGCUUAUCUGAGAUGACACUUCACGCACAUGCACAUGCAUUAAACACUGUUGUCCCAUAGCGAGGCUCAGCGUGAUUUCUUUUCAUGUCUGAUUUUUACAUUUUCACAAAAAGCAUAUAAUACACUUCCAUUGAAAAGACAAAAAUGAAAAUUAAAGAAUCUUAAACAUGAAUGGAUAUAUUUCUCACAUUUUGCUAUGUUUUUUCGGGUUGUCAGCGAUUAUUGAGGCAAUCAUGUUAAUGGAAUAAUACUUGUCAAAGUAUUGUGUUUAAGUAUUACAUCCAACAGAUAUCGUGUUCUUUGUCAGUUAAUUGAUUCAUGUACAACCCAGCAUUGAUGUGAGCAGUUGUUUUUUUGUUUCAAUCACUGAAUUGCUUUCAUGGAUCAUGUUAUUCUGAGUAUUCUAAAAAGAAGUAGAAGACCUUCUUUUUGAUGAUUGUCUUUUGUGAAUGCAACAUUUUGAAUUCAGACACUUUGUAUUUAAUUGAAUUAUCAUACAUUAUUCAUGAAAAAAAUAAUGUUCAAGCAAUAUAAAAUGUUUACUGUAUUUUUAUGUCCCCCUUCGAAGAAGAGGGGGUAUAUUGCUUCGCUCAUGUCGGUCUGUCGGUCGGUCGGUAAGUCUGUCGGUCGGUCUACAGGUGGUUGUCAGACGAUAAAUCAAGAACGCUUGGGCCUAGGAUCAUGAAACUUAAUAGGUUCAUUGAUCAUGACUCGCAGAUGACCCCUAUUGAUUUUGAGGUCACUAGGUCAAAGGUCAAGGUCACGGUGACCCGAAAUAGUAAAAUGGUUUCCGAAUGAUAACUCAAGAACGCAUACGCCUAGGAUCAUGAAACUUCAUAGGUAGAUUGAUCAUGACUCGCAGAUGACCCCUAUUGAUUUUGAGGUCCCUAGGUCAAAGGUCAAGGUCACGGUGACCCGAAAUAGAAAAAUGGUUUUCGGAUGAUAACUCAAGAACGCAUACGCCUAGGAUCAUGAAACUUCAUAGGUAGAUUGAUCGUGACUUGCAGAUGACCCCUAAUGAUUUUGAGGUCAAAGGUCAAGGUCACGGUGACCCGAAAUAGUAAAAUGAUUUUCGGAUAAUAACUCAAGAACGGGUUUGCCUAGGAUCAUGACACUUCAUAGGUACAUGGAUCGUGACUGGCCGAUGACCCCAAUUGAUUUUCAGGUCACUAGGUCAAAGGUCAAGGUCACAGUGACAAAAAUCGUAUUCACACAAUGGCUGCCACUACAACGGACAGCCCAUAUGGGGGGCAUGCAUGUUUUACAAACAGCCCUUGUCAUUUUUAACUCGGCUUAUAUCACUUUAUUCUUGUGAAGUAUGAAAUAUGGAAUAUGUUAGAGGAUAACAUUUGAAUGUGGAAAAUACUAUGGACCCAAGUGAUAAGAAGAAAACUAAGCUGCCACUUAAGUGUUUAAACUUACCAUAGACAUAUCAGCCUAGAAAAUUACUGAGCCAUGAUGUGGGAAAACUGGGCUAAAUUCAUGUGUGUUAAAAGUCGUCUCAGAUUCGAACACAUGAUCAGGGACAACAAUUUCUUCUUUUUUGAUAAUUUUUGUUUUCAGGAAGUCUCUUUUCAUCGAAUAUCCAGCUUACACAAAAUGUUUCAUUCCUGAUUAGCCUGCGCAGUCCGCACAGACUACAGUUAUCGCACAUGCAUUAAGCCCUUUUUUCCCUGAGUAAGGCUUAUUUACAUUUCAGUUAGUUGUAAAUCAUAUCAACGCCACUAGCUUAACUAAAAGUCAUAUCCAACUUUCAUGUUGCUAUGGUUUAUAUUAUUUAUGAUUACCAGAAAUGUUGCUAAGACGUGAUGUUCAUGGUUUUGUUUGUAUAACAAUUUUUUGUAUGUAUUUUCUGUAUGUACAUAUUUAAAUUGGUAAAAGAGUGUGGUGAAGUAUUUGAUAUGUACAAUCAGAAUGUAACUGUUGAAUAUAUUUUUUUACUUUAGUGUAUACUUGUUAUGAAUUAAGGAUUUGCCCUAAGGGAUCAAAAAGUUUAAUUAAUGAGACAUAUUUGAUCAGCAUUUACUACUUUACAAUUGAUAAGUUUUUUAAAUGAGAAAAUAAUUUCAAGGUAUACGGACAAUCGCUCCUACGGACAAUCGCUCCUACAAUAAAUUUGACAGGGCGGACAGUCGCUCCUAUGAUGUUUUGACAGGGCGGACAGUCGCUCCUAUGAUGUUUUGACAGGGCGGACAGUCGCUCCUACGAUGUUUUGACAGGGAGGACAGUCGCUACUACAUUAUUUUGCCAACCCGGACAAUCGCUCCUACAGUAUUUUGUCAACCCUGACAGUCGCUCAUACAUUAUUUUGACUCCACGGCAAAACGAAGUAUAUGCCCAUCAAAGGUUAACACAUAUAAUUAACCGACUAUGAUACUAUUUGUCGAUUCUUUAAAUGUAAUUUCGCAAACUGUGAAAACAAUAUGUAUAUAUUGUUAUGUCCCACACCUUCAAAUUCACUUCCAAUGUGGAACUUAUAACAAACUAACGCAGUCAGUCUGUGCUAUGCUUAGAGGGUCAUUCGUAUUCAAAGAAGCACACGUCUAAGUCUACAAUACGAUGGGUAUGCAGUAAAAGUCGUUCCAAUUCCUGCAAGGGCUCGCUGAUAAUAGAUCUCAAUAUAAGUCGACAUAUUAAAAUAAUGUUAAUGUUAUUAUGCCCAUUCAUGCUCAGGAAACAUUUUGUGUUAUUGUAACAUAUACAUAUAACAUGUUAUCAAUAUAUUACAAUUUAACACAUGUAAAAAUCGUGCAUUAUCACUUUAACACACUAUUUUAAUAAUCAUAGAAAUGCCGAUUAAGAAAUCGUUCAGUGUCAUAUAUCAAUCGGUCAAGUGGGAUAACAAUGACCUAACCUUUACUUACCUUUAUUAACUUUAAUGUGACGCCAGUCUGUUAUCUUUAUGCGGAUCUUUAUGAACGGUUCGCACAUCAUAGAUGUCAAAGUGGUCAUUAUCGAUUGAUACUAUCAUUGUUGAUAUAGAAAUUAUUGAUUUAAUGAAAUUUAUUGAAAGAUUGUACUUGAAAACGAUUAUUGCGUUUUAUUAAGACUUUUUGAUUGUUACUAACUAAUUUACCAGUAACACAUGUCUUAAAUUUAAUUUUAUAUUUAUAUAUAUACUAUUUAUUUGCUAUUAUAUAAAUAUAACUUAUGAUUUCAGGUAACACAAAUGAACGGUACGAAUCUUCAUUCGCACCAAGCAGAUCAUCACAUGAUUGAAGCGAACAAAUUAAGAUUUAAAAUCACGAACGCUGAACUGACUCGUAUUAAUCGAGAUGUGUGUAUAAAUGUACAUGUGUGUUUCUUUUCGUGUGUAUGUGCUUUCGUUUGCGUAUUUUGUGUGAAUAUAUGUUUAUAAAUGUCAUAUCAUAAAUACACAUGAAAUAAAGAACAACAUUUCAUCAAUGCGGUUUUUAUGCUUAUUCCAUUCGCAAAAUGGCACUUAUUCCAAUAAAUGUAAUGUAGGAACGAAUGUCCCUGAUAGGAAUAAUGCAGUAACCGUUGUCCGAGGUGUCCUUAUAACUAUCUUAUAAUUACAGUUAAACAAUCGACAAACUGUAACAUAGUUUGUUAAUAAGUAAAUUAAUUAUUUAAAAUCCCAUUGAUCGGCUCAUGUUGAAUCGGCUUACUGUUAACAAGUUGGCAAAUUUUAUUGUCGGUUCAUUAUAGGUGUUAGCCUUUGAUCGGCGCAAAUUACGUUUUGCCGUGGAGUCAAAAUAAUGUAGGAGCGACUGUCCGGAUUGGCAAAAUAAUGUAGGAGCGACUGUCCGCCCUGUCAAAACAUCGUAGGAGCGACUGUCCGCCGUGUCAAAACAUCGUAGGAGCGACUGUCCGCCCUGUCAAAUUUAGCGUAGGAGCGAUUGUCCGUAGGAGCGAUUGUCCGUAGGAGCGAUUGUCCGGGAUUCUAAUUUCAACCCUCAAUUUAAAAAACAUUAUUUUUGUACAUAAUUUUUAUCAUUAUACGAAGAAUUUAAUACUUACUUGUUACAUAUUUGCAAAAGUUGAAUUACAUAUUUGUUUAUUAUAUAUUAUUUUACUCUUUGAUUUGCUACAUGUGAUUAAAAUAGUACUGAAGAUUACUAUUGGAAUUAAUAAAUCUAUUAAACAUG
Molecule: messenger RNA, 6989 nt
Organism: Dreissena polymorpha
Lineage: Eukaryota; Metazoa; Mollusca; Bivalvia; Myida; Dreissenidae
Product: lon protease homolog 2, peroxisomal-like
Exons: 17
Coding region: 89-2629 (846 amino acids)
Biological process (GO): protein targeting to peroxisome; protein catabolic process; protein processing
Cellular component (GO): peroxisomal matrix
Molecular function (GO): ATP hydrolysis activity; ATP-dependent peptidase activity; ATP binding
Source: RefSeq, a predicted model, not a curated record